ACUUGGCAAUACAAUGAUGCUUGUCAAAGUAUUUACUUAUUCUGUGAUCCUUCUACUAGCAAAUGUAACUAUAUAGGUUGUACUAAUGCUGAUUAUACAAAAGGAUGGAUGACAAGUGUUCGCCCCUAUCCACCCAGAUGUGGAAAUAAUACUUACUGUCCUGAUAAUCGAUCAAAAUGUAUGCCUACUGUUCCUACAAAUGCACAAUGUGAAAUGCAACGUGAUGAUGAAUGUCAAGGGUCUAAUUCGAUUUGCUUAAAUGGUGUUUGUAAUGUUAAGGCAGUUCCUUUAGGUGGGAAGUGUGGAAAUGAUACGACUCAAUAUGUAUCUAACGACGCUGAAGGCAAUGCGGAACUUCAAACAAUCGUUCGAGAUAAUUGUACGGAUGGAACUUAUUGUGUGAAUCAAGCAUGUAUUACGUCCAAAGUGAAUGGUGCUACCUGCUCUCAAGAUCGUGAAUGUAUCUCCAACACAUGUAGUCCUGAUGGUGUAUGUGUGAAUGGACCAGAUGUUUUCCAUCAAAUUGCGAAUUGGUUAUGGGGAGUUAUUGGUGCAGCUAUCGUAGUAUUUAUCUUGAUUGUUCUUUUACUCUUAUGGGCAUUACAACGCUAUCAAUCUAAAAAGGAACAUCAAAAGAUCGGUAAAUUCUUUGGGGACAAUGAAGAUUUUGCAAAAUAUGCCAUGUUGGAACACGAUGAUGAUUCUUAUUAUGAUGAUACAACUGGACUUCAACCUCCUCCUUCUAUUGGAUUAGACAACAAACGAGCGAGUAUGGUAUAUUUGACCACGCCUGACUAUGCCAAAUCUUCCAGUCUCAGUUUGGCAGGUGCUGACUCACGCCCACCUCCAACUCAACCUUUGUAUAGUCACCCAAGGUCUCCACCACAAAGCACACAACCUCCACAACAACAACAACAAGAACAACACUCUCACCAUCAACAAGAGCAUCAACUACAGAAACAACAUGGUAAUGGCAGUGCCAAGGAAACAAACUCAUAUUAUAAUAACACGCGAUCUCCUUUACAAGGCACUAAUUCUAUACAUCCCAAUAAAACCAAUAAUACACCAUCUAUUCCAAUCUUACCUCCACCACCUGUACCACCACCGGCUAUACAAAAACAAACUUCGGUACCCCCUCCUUAUAUGUACUCAUCCAAAAUGCCACCUACCGCGUCAUCUAAUGUAGACAAUUAUCAUUAUUAUUCCAACAAAUUUGACCAACGAACCAAUACUGGUUCUUUCCGACCUUUACAACCUUCCAAAGAUACUUUGGAAACCAAUGAUAGUAAAAUGUUCCGUCGAUUACGUGAAUACAAUGAUUUAAUGACUUGGAUGGACAAUGAAUUCUGGGAACAAAAUGAUGAAGUAUAUACAGAAAAAUUACAAGCAUUACAAAAAGAAUUACAAAGUAUUCAAGAUGAAAUGGUAACGGACCUUGAAAUGAUUCGCGAUCAGACCAUCGAAAAUGCUUUAUGUUUUGAAUAUUAUCAACUGACCAUGACCAAACAAGAAUUUGAUUUGGAUGUGAUGAUGAUAGAGGAUGAAUUUCAGAAUGAAAUGCAUCAUUUAAAUGAUGUACUUAUGUUAGUGAUUGAUGAACAUCGAAAACAAAUUAAAGAAGAUCGUGAAGAUUCUGAU
Messenger RNA from Halteromyces radiatus, 1638 nucleotides. RefSeq lists its product as uncharacterized. The annotation marks the transcript as partial. The transcript has 9 exons. NCBI's taxonomy places the organism in Eukaryota, Fungi, Mucoromycota, Mucoromycetes, Mucorales, Cunninghamellaceae. The record is from RefSeq and is a predicted model, not a curated record.